Messenger RNA from Miscanthus lutarioriparius, 828 nucleotides. Lineage: Eukaryota; Viridiplantae; Streptophyta; Magnoliopsida; Poales; Poaceae. The record is from the annotation of a GenBank genome assembly.
AUGGAUCCCGCCUCGUCGGUGGCCGCCGAGCUCUGGCGGCCGACGCCGCACCACCACCACCUCGCCUCUGCUGCCGGCCGUCCCCACCUCGAGGCCUCCUCCUCCGUCGUCACCGCCGCCGCCCGCUCCGGGUCCGGGGGCGGCUCCAGCAGUCGCAGGAGGCCGCGGCGCGACACCGCGGCGCCGGCCGGGAGGAGCCGUCCAAGCUCGUUUCCACGUCCGGCACCGCCGCCAGCAGCAGUGCCGCAGGCGGCUGGGACUCGGCAUUUACAUUGCCUUUCUAUCCUUGCUGACCCAGAAGCAAAACGGUUGAAGCAGAUGGCACCUAGUCAAAAUAAUGACAGAAGAACGACAGAAGCUGGAACAAAUUCAGGGAACGCUAGCAAGUCUGUGGUUAAGAAGCCUGCACCUAAAGAGCCACCAAAAGACUACAUUCAUGUGAGGGCUAGAAGAGGUCAAGCAACGGACAGCCAUAGCCUCGCAGAAAGAGCACGACGAGAGAAGAUAAGUGAACGGAUGAAAGUUCUUCAAGAUAUUGUCCCUGGAUGCAAUAAGGUUAUCGGGAAAGCAUCAGUCCUUGAUGAGAUAAUAAAUUACAUCCAGUCUUUACAGCGUCAAGUGGAGUUUUUGUCCAUGAAACUUGAAGCCAUUAAUGCUCAUAUGAACAAUGCGACUGUAGCUUUUCCAACAAAAGAUUUUGGUGCUCCCCCAUAUAAUACUGCUCCUAGUCUGACGUUGGAUCCACAAACACCAAGGGAAUACGCCCAGGGCUCGAUGUCAGAUUGGCUUCACAUGCAGAUCGGCAAUGCAUAUGAAAGAGUGACAUGA